AGUUCAGUUCGGGCGUAUUCGGAGACGGACGCGUGAUCGCCGAUUGGACGUUUCGCGCGUUCAAAAUUCGAAAAUCGCGUUCGAAUUGUUUGUGACAUUUUUAUUAAUUUACAAUUUGUGAAUGAAUUUCUUUAGUGUGUAGUGUUGUGAUUGUUUUUCUGGAUUUGAAUAUAAUUUUUCGUGAGAAAAUGAUUGCAAGUAUACAACGACCGAGCUGACCAUCUAAAAACCCGUUGCUACCAAUAUGCACCAAAAUUAUAAAACAUGGCGUCGAAAUUCAAAAUUGUUUUUGAAAAAGGAACGCCAUUUAUAAGUCUGCGAAUGCGCAGGGGUGUGUUUGAAAAUAGAACAGUGAGAUUGAGAAAAUGUGCAUCGGAUGCGUUAGGUUUAGUCUUGGCGGCCAUUUUGAUUGUCGGUUGUCAUGGUGACGAACGACAGAGAUUUGCUAUGGAGCCAACGGAUCAGAGUGCCAUCGUCGGGUCGCGAGUGACGCUUCCGUGUAGAGUGGUGGGAAAAGUGGGAACUCUCCAGUGGACAAAAGACGACUUUGGCCUGGGAACACACAGGAAUCUGAGUGGUUAUGAGCGAUACUCCAUGAUCGGGAGCGAUGAAGAAGGAGACUACUCAUUAGAUAUAAGGAACGUUUCACUAGAAGAUGAUGGAAAAUACCAGUGCCAAGUUAGCUCGGGUUUGGAUGCAUCCCAAGAAGCGAUCAGAUCAAGAUACGCACAUCUUACAGUCCUCGUCGCACCUGACCCUCCUCGCAUCAUUCAGGGAGCUUUCAUUGAUGCGACGGAAGGACAAACGGUCAACAUAGAGUGCGUGUCGAUGGGAGGGAAACCACCGGCAGAGAUCAUAUGGGUGAACGGUAACCAGGACGUCAUAAAGACGAAGGGUGAAAACAAGAUAGAGUUGUUACCAGAUGGCCUCAGAUCUCAAACAAGGUCGGUAUUGCGGUUAAAGCCGACCAAGGAAUACCACAACCAGACAAUAACAUGUCAGGCGCAGAAUAACGCUGAUCGCGCUUUCAGAGUGGCCACUGUACAGAUUGAGGUGAAGUAUGCACCGAAGCUGAAGCUAUCCGCAAAGGCCGGCCAAGUGCACGGGAAAAUUUCAGAAGGCUCUGAGGCCAGGUUCCUGUGUGAGGUGGAUUCGAACCCUCCACCAUUGGCCGAUGGGGGAUACAAAUGGUACAUUAAUAACAACUUGGUCGUUGGAGACUAUACGGAAGAGAUGAUAAUUUUUAACGUGUCAAGAAAUCACCACAGAGCGGAGGUGAAAUGUGAAGUCAGCAAUUCUGUGGGCACCAGCGAGAAAACUAUCAAGUUGGAUGUCACUUAUCCACCUGGCUUCAAGACUCGGCCACAGAGUAUAGAAGCGAAAGAAGGGUCAACUGUCACACUGCACUGUGAAGUCGACGGUCAACCGAAGCCAGAACUAAGGUGGCUGUUCUCAGAACCCGGUCGAGUAGCUCAGAACCGAGGGAGCGACACCACCUUAAGUGUUAAGGUGACGCCCGACACUGCCGGCCGGUACAUCUGCAAAGCUGUGAGGGAUGCCGAGAAGGCUGAAAGCGAAGCGACAAUUUAUAUAAAAGCUGCACCAACGAUACUCUCGAACCGCACGCAGUUUGGAUCUGAAGGAGACAUGGUGGACAUCGACUGCUAUGCUAAGGCCGUCCCUAAGCCCUUUGACGUCAGGUGGUACUAUGAGGGCAAGGAAAUCAGCGCUAUCAAUGAUUCGGAUAUCGCGAUCACCCAAGACAUGGACCUACCUGAUGGCAUGGUCAAAUCGGUUCUGGUCAUCAGGAAUAGCAAGACAAAGCACUACGGUACCUACAACUGUAGCAUGACCAAUGAUUUUGGAAAUGCCAACGCUGCUAUUGUUUUGAAGCCUUUGAAAUCCCUCCCUCUCUUCAUAAUCCUCAUUGGCGUCACCUCUGGCAUCAUAAUUUUCUCCGCUUUCAUCGUGCUCGUGGUCAUCUGCCACAGAAAGAGACGGAAGACCCAGAUGAGCGAGAAGCCAGACGUGACCGUCACCACUGGAGAUAUGUACAAGGGCAGUGAUAGAAGUUCUAAUAUCAGUGAUCUGAAGAUGCAACUGCCACAAAGUGAUGGGAGUUAUGACUUGGAAUACCCAAGCUCAGAGAGGUCAGACACCAAGCACCCGGCUGGUCUGCCUCUGGCAGGGCCGGUGCAGCUGCCGACGAUCCGCGACGACACACUUUUGAAGUACCGAUACAGUAAUGACUACUCUGACCCCUCGUACACUGACACUUAUUUCAAGGGUCCCGUGGGAUACGUGUAUGACUACCCACAGGGGUACCCGCCUCCUCCGCACUUGAGAGUACAGUCGCCUACACUGCUAGAUGUGCCGCCAUCGAAUCGAUCACUCCAAGGAUCACUAACUCGGAGUAUCGACACCGCAUCGACGCUGCCGCUUUCUGGCGGUGGCUCGCAGAACAAUUCGCUCCAGCGAGCGAAGAGUCCAGACGAAAGCGACGCUAUCAACAGCUUAGGACUGCCCGUUGGAAGCGACACGCCCCCGACACCUGUUUAUGCGCAGCCUAACGUGAAAACUAGCGUUGAUCUUAGAUAUGCUGCCACGUAUGGCAAUCCUUAUUUAAGAAAUAGUUCAUUAGGUUAUGGUAGUCAAGUGCACACAGCCAAGCCGGCGGCGACGCCAGCUCCUCCACCCUACUCCGCAGUCAGGAGUUCAGUUGUUUUACCAUCUGGUAAUGGCAACCAAUCUUCACAAGCUACUCAUGUAUAGCAAAAACUGAGACUCGUGUGAAGUGUGAUAAACACUUGAGAAGUGUUUCAAAAGCCAAAUAAAAAAGUGUAAAUAAAAUAUGUACUUAUACCGGUUUUUAAGGUGUGUGCGUGAAAUAAUCCUUAAGGCCGAACUCAACUAUGCUGUUAACUGAUGCUAAAUUUCGAACAACCAAUAGAAUUACUUUUAUCAAAAGUUACUAAAUUCUGUAGGUUUAAAUAGCACAGUGCUCAAUCCACCUGGGGUGUGGGGCACAGCAUAACACAGCUCCCGUCGAGUCUGGCUUUUUAGAAGCCAAGGGUACACAGGUGUCGUGAAAAGUGUAUUAAAUAAUUUUAUGUUCCUAAAUAGAUUUAAUUGUAUGACUGAUUUGUAAAUAUUCGAAUAUAAGUUGUAAUUUUUUGUACUUCAUGUAGUUGCAGAUUAGUGUUGCGAAAGAUUGAUAUUAUGUUAUAUCGAUAUUUUUCUGAAGUUGAUAGAUAAUUCUAUAUAAAAAAUGCUAUUUGAAAACAAUAUAAUAGAAAAUUGUACGUAUUAAUGCAAUUAGGAUUAAGUAUUGGGUUUCCUUGGAGAAAUUUAAUUGUUCUGUUAUAGAUUAAAGUAAUAAAAAAAUUAUAUUUUUUUCAAAUUAGCAUCGUUGCAUGCUUCAAAAUAAGUACCUACUUAUUGGCCUAAAUUUUUCAUGGGAGUAUAAAUUUAAAAGAACUAAAUUCUCAUUUCUUGUUCAUUGUCAGUAAAUUUUCAUUUUAACGGUUAAACAAAGUUUUACUUUAACUAGUGAUACAAAAGUUUAUAAAAUGAUUUGGUUGUUCAUAUAAUUAAAUAGUUAACUGAUAUAGGUACAAAGGUGGAUUUUUCUUCAAACCUAGGGCAUUUAUUAUGUGAAUUUAAGCCAAAAUAUAUUUAUUUUAUUUGCCGUAUAUAUUUGUCACUAUUUCUCAAAAAGUUUUGAUCGAUAAAACACGAGAAUAUUUUGACAAAUCUUUGUAGAUUACUUAUUUAUUAUAGACCAAAGUCGUGGCAAGUAAAAGCCGUUGCUCAAAAUCUAUCCAAGAUGAUUUUAUAAUUCCAUUUUUCUUAUUGUAAUAAUUAUCUCAGAUAAUAAAUAUAAUAUUGACAAACAGACUGAAAAUAUUUUUUAAAUUGUAAUAUGAAUAUGUAUUUUAUCGAUAUCGAUAAGCUUUGUGUCGUCUUUUCCCAACACAGUUGGUAUAGGAAUGUAAUUUAUACGCAUACAUUUUGAUAGAUAAUUCAAAUAAAAUUUAUAUAAAAGAAUUAUAUGAAUAGAAGCAAUUAGAUAGAAUGAAUAUGUAGAUACAUUAUCGACAUUGAGUAUAUAAAAUCAUUGUUUCUGUGAUAUGAGUAAUGUUGGAAAAUUAGGCCUAAAUUUUAAAUGAAAUAGCUACAGUUUUUAGAUAUUUCUAUUUCCAUGACGAAAAAAGCAAUUGAGUCGUGAAUUUUGUAAUAAAAAAAAAUGAAAUGUAAAAAAAAAAUGUGGUCAAAAUAUUUUAAAAUGUAUAAAAAUAAAGUAUUAUUGCAUGAUGUUUUUGUUAAUUGCAUGAAACUAUAGUUCUUUUGAUUUUUACCAUAUUUAAUUACCUACGUACAGUUGUAUGAAUAAACAGAUUUCACAAAUA
Messenger RNA from Plodia interpunctella (Indianmeal moth), 4409 nucleotides. RefSeq names its product irregular chiasm C-roughest protein-like. Gene Ontology annotation, molecular function: cell adhesion molecule binding. Gene Ontology annotation, biological process: cell-cell adhesion. The record is from RefSeq and is a predicted model, not a curated record. Lineage: Eukaryota; Metazoa; Arthropoda; Insecta; Lepidoptera; Pyralidae. Gene Ontology annotation, cellular component: plasma membrane; cell-cell junction. Bases 265 to 2772 code for a protein of 835 amino acids. The transcript has 20 exons.